GUCGCACAAUAUCAACUACAUAAAUUUCAGAAUAUAGCUAGUCCCUCGUUGAGUUUCCGUAAUGAUUAAAUGAAAUAAGUGAAUUCCCAUAGAUUAGAAUGGCAACGUUAAACAGAAUUUUUCGGCAGAUUUGUUCGAGAAAAAAAUUCUUUCAAACGAGAAAAUUGACAUUGAAGACGAAUACGUGCAAUGAAAAUAGAAGUUUAAAAUUAACUUUUGCUGUCGGAGGAACUUUAGCUCUAUAUACAGCGUAUAAACUGAAAGUUUCUGAAGUGCAUGCUAGUCAGUUGAAGCCUGAAAAAGAUACGAAACAAGUGAAAUUAACAUCACGCGAAAAAAGAUUCAUCAGAUUCGCAUCAGUGGAAUAUAAUGGCCAACUCUAUAUGACUCCAAAAGAUUUUUUGGAGUCUGUAGUUGAAGCAGAACCAAGACCUAGACUCAAAAGGAAAAAUCUUACUGAUAAAGAUAUAGAGAAAAUGAAGGAAUAUACUCCACCUCUAAAUCAAGGUGGUUCUAGACUCUUUCGAAAUUUGAGGGACAAAGGAAUCAUUUCAUACACAGAAUAUCUGUUUUUGCUAUCAGUAUUAACAAAACCCCAAUCUGGCUUCAGAAUUGCCUUCAAUAUGUUCGAUACAGACGGAAAUCAAAAAGUUGACAAAAAUGAAUUUUUGGUUAUUACGAAUUUAUUCGGCAGUAAAAAGAAUGAAGAACUACAGCGUAUGGAAAAAAUAUUCAGCCAUGCUUGGCGAGGAAAAAGAGGACUUUCAACCGAUGCUGACAAGGUGGCAACUAUACAAGAUCAAUAUGUUGACGAUGAAGAAGGGCUACAAAGGAAACAUUUAGUUGACACCUCCCUCAGCUUGCAUUUUUUUGGGCCAAAGGGAAACAAUGAGCUCAAUUUCGAAAGUUUUAGGCAGUUCAUGCUCAAUUUGCAGAUGGAAGUACUGGAACUUGAAUUCAGCGAAUUUGCCAAAGGUCUGCCGACUAUAUCUGAAGUUGAUUUCGCCAAAAUUCUGCUUAGGUACACUUAUCUGGACACAGAUGAGUAUGAUAUGUACCUCGAUCGACUUUUAGAUAGAAUCAAAGAAACCAAAGGCAUAACAUUCGAUGAAUUUCAUGUUUUCUGUUUGUUUCUCAACAAUCUGGAAGACUUCAGCAUAGCCAUGAAAAUGUAUACUCUAGCGGAUCACCCAAUUUCUAAAGAUGAAUUCCACAGAGCUGUGAAAAUAUGUACCGGAACUAGUUUGAGUCCACAUUUAAUCCACACUGUCUUUGCAAUUUUCGAUGAUGACGGUGAUGGAUUGUUGAGUUACAGAGAGUUUAUAGCAAUUAUGAAAGAUCGUCUCCAUAGAGGAUUCAAAUCCUAUCCCAAGAAUGAAGGAUGGGAGGCUUUCAAAGUGUGUGUAAAACAAGAAAUGAAGGCAACGUAAUAGAUUUCCUUUCCUUUCAUUUGUGUGAUAGUUUUAUUUACUUUCUUUUCUUUUAUGUACUUAAUUUUCUAUGAAUUUUUAUUAGUGAUGAUGAUCUUGUUGAAUUGUAGGUAUUGAUUUGUUAUGUAUUUUAUCGUUUUAUAUGCAUUGUAGUUUUAUGUCAAAUGAAAAAAUGGAUGAGGAAUCUAGUCAGAUAAUGUACAGCAUCUAAACCUAGGGAAACUUAUAACUAACAGAUUUUUAUACUUGUUAUUAAUGUAUUAUUUAUCAGAAUAUGUGGAUAUGGAGUUCUAUGAAAUUAAUCAUAAUGUGAUUCCAUUCAGUAUUCCUUGUCUGAGUUUUUUCUAGUCAUGUUUAAUUGGUAUGUUCAAUAUGUAGAUAUUUAUGCACUGUUAUUAAAAUCUAUAAACAUUUGAUUCUUCAAAGUA
Messenger RNA from Harmonia axyridis, 1858 nucleotides. It is a transcript of the gene MICU3, whose product is annotated as calcium uptake protein 3, mitochondrial. The record is from RefSeq and is a predicted model, not a curated record. Gene Ontology annotation, biological process: mitochondrial calcium ion homeostasis; calcium import into the mitochondrion. The transcript is spliced from 9 exons. Gene Ontology annotation, cellular component: uniplex complex. Gene Ontology annotation, molecular function: calcium ion binding. Lineage: Eukaryota; Metazoa; Arthropoda; Insecta; Coleoptera; Coccinellidae. The coding region runs from base 99 to 1430 and encodes 443 amino acids.